This is a messenger RNA of Triticum aestivum (bread wheat), 1056 nucleotides long. Its product is annotated as ethylene-responsive transcription factor WRI1-like. The transcript is spliced from 4 exons. Lineage: Eukaryota; Viridiplantae; Streptophyta; Magnoliopsida; Poales; Poaceae. The record is from RefSeq and is a predicted model, not a curated record. The coding region runs from base 1 to 1056 and encodes 351 amino acids. Gene Ontology annotation, molecular function: DNA binding; DNA-binding transcription factor activity. Gene Ontology annotation, biological process: regulation of DNA-templated transcription.
AUGAACGCGUCCAAAACAAAUGCUCAAAAGCAUCAGGCACUGUGGCACCACUUCCAAACUCUCCGCCAAUGCUUUGCCAAAGCUGGAGUUGAUCCCAACCUGAGCCCCUUGCACCACGAUUUGCUACAACAAUGGUGGAUGCAUGCGCGCAAGCAGGCUAGCUCUGAGGAUAAGAAGGGCUUCGACGCGUUUGUCAUGCUGAUCUGCCAGACGCUAUGGAAGCAAAGGAAUGCUAGGGUGUUUCAGUCAGGAUGUUACAAGACAGAGGAGGAAGCAGCUCGCACCCAUGAUCUCGCGGCGCUCAAGUGCUGGGGUUCAGAUUGCGGGCUCCUCAACUUCCCAGUGGACACGUACAGGCAGGAGCGCGAGAGGAUGCAGCGGAUGACACGGGAGGAGUACCUGGCGAGGCUGAGGCGCAACAGCAGUGGCUUCACAAGAGGCGUCUCCAAGUACAGGGGAGUUACAAGCUUUCUGAAAGGUGUCUUGUGCUUUGGCAUUUUCCCUCCAGAUACCCAGGAGGAGGCGGCCAGGGCCUACGACCUCGCCGCGAUACGAAUCCGCGGCCCCGGCGCCGUCACCAACUUCGACGCCGACUGCUACGUGGACAUCCCGCAGCCGCUCCCCUGCAAGCCCGAGCCGGACCCGGAGCCGGCCGCGGCCCGUCCAUGCCCGCCGGCGCCACUGCCGCCGCCCAAGAUCGAGCCCAAGGACGAGCCGGAGAACCACUUCGAGUUCGAGCGCGAGCCGCCGCCCGCCCCGGCGCUCCGCGACGACGCCGACCACGUGGACCGCGCCAUCGCCGAGGUCCUGCAGGCGCUCUGCGUGGACCGCGCCGCCUUCGAGGCCAGGUACCCGCCCCGCCGCGCGCGCGUCGCCGCCCCCGCCGGCGCAGGGUGGCCAACGCCGUCGGGCUCGGACGACCUGCCGGUGCCGGGCGACGCGGGCUUCUUCGAGGACGACAUCGAGAGCGUGCUCUUCGACGCGCCCGGCGACGCCGAAGUCCCGCGCGCCGCCACCGCCACGAUCAGCUCGCUGGCGUCUGGCCGCUGGUGGUGA